UUUGCUCGUUUCUUGUUGUAGCAAUGGUAAUCUCUUACUUAUUUUGUUCAAAAAGAAGAAAGCGAGCAUAGCCAACAGGAGCUCCGCUCAUGCAACCGUUUUUAAUGAUUUCUUAUGGAAGCAUACUCAAAGCCACCAACGGAUUAUCCCAGCAAAACAUAAUUGGGACGGGCACAUUCAGUGUUGUUUACAAGGGUAUCCUUGAACCAGAUGGUGCAAUGGUUGCCGUCAAGGUUCUUAAGCUUGGAACCCAAGGAGCCUCGAGGAGUUUCAUGGCGGAGUGUGAAGCUUUGAGAAACAUAAGGCAUCGUAAUCUUGUAAAAAUCAUUACUUCCUGCUCAUCUAUUGAUUUUCAAGGAAAUGAUUUCAAAGCUCUCAUUUACGAGUACAUGCCAAAUGGGAGUCUUGAAAGGUGGCUACAUCCAAGUUUAGAACAAGAGAUCGAGAUCGAAGAAGCUCCACAGAGAUUAAGCCUUCGCCAAAGAGUGACAAUCGCAAUAGAUGUGGCUCAUGCCAUUCACUACCUUCACCAAGACUCUGAAGUACCAAUAAUUCAUUGCGAUUUGAAGCCGAGCAACAUUUUACUUGACAAUGACAUGGUUGCUCACAUUAGUGAUUUCGGGUUGGCUAAGCUUCUUCCAUUGAAACCAGCCGAAAGCAGCUCGAUUGGAAUAAGAUGAACUAUUGGGUAUGCAGCCCCAGAGUAUGGUCUUGGAAGUGAGAUGACAAAAGAAGGGGACAUAUACAGUUUUGGGAUCUUGUUGUUAGAGAUGAUGACAGGAAAGAGACCCACAGACCAGAUGUUUCAAGAAGAAUUGAAUCUUCAUGGCUAUGUUAAGAUGGCGAUGCCUGAUCAUUUCAUGGCAGUCAUUGAACCGGCACUAUUGCAUGCGCUAGAGGAAGAGAUGGACGCUGCAAAUACCAACCGUGGUUACAGUGAAGACGAAGACGAAAAGUGGAAGAG
Molecule: messenger RNA, 964 nt
Organism: Helianthus annuus (common sunflower)
Lineage: Eukaryota; Viridiplantae; Streptophyta; Magnoliopsida; Asterales; Asteraceae
Product: probable LRR receptor-like serine/threonine-protein kinase At3g47570
Exons: 2
Coding region: 90-680 (196 amino acids)
Biological process (GO): protein phosphorylation
Molecular function (GO): ATP binding; protein kinase activity
Source: RefSeq, a predicted model, not a curated record